This is a messenger RNA of Mauremys reevesii (Reeves's turtle), 3049 nucleotides long. RefSeq lists its product as uncharacterized. Lineage: Eukaryota; Metazoa; Chordata; Testudines; Geoemydidae. Bases 327 to 2267 code for a protein of 646 amino acids. The record is from RefSeq and is a predicted model, not a curated record. The transcript is spliced from 8 exons.
CAUGCGCAGGGGAGGGACCUGCUUUCGCUUUCCAUCCGACUGGGGCUUGCUCUGCCUGGGCUUGGUUGGCAUCGAUGUCCCACAGCUGGUUAGAUCCCCGGGGACGGGCGGCUUCCCCAGCCCGGAGUUCGUCGGGGGCUGGACAGGCCACGGCGGGCCAGGCUCCGUGGGGCGGCGUCCAGCCAGGGCUGCUUGUCUAAGCUGACCCCCAGAUCGGCGCCAAGGCCGUGAGCGAGUGUCCUCGUGGGGCAGAUCCUGGACACCAGUGAGGUCCGGGAGAAUCUAGGCUGUUCCUGCCGGGGAGCCACCAUCCGCGCGGGGUCACCAUGCAGCGCACCGGGUCCCCCAUCGCCACGGAGACCGACAUCGACCUCACCGCCGCGCUGCUGCCUUCGGGGGGGACGCGGAGCCAUCAGCACGCCAUCAAGACGGCCGUCAGCGAGACGGGGGCGCUGCCUGCGCCGGGCUACGAGGGCCCCCCCUCUCCCGCCGGCUGCCGCUGCUGCGGCUUCGCUAAGCUGCAGACGGGACCCCAGCCUGGCGCCGGCUGCCGGCUCUGGAACACCCCCUACCACAAGCUGCCCCCGGGGUCCUGCCCGGGGAAGGGCUUUGGCCAGUCCACCCUGCCGUUCAGCUUCGGGACCAACUCUGCGCCCCCGCCCCGAGACCCCCGCCUGACCCUGCAGCCCAGCGAGCUGCCCGCCGGGACGGCCAGGCUGAGCAGCGGGCCUGGGGGAGAGCCAGGGAGGUGCGGGGGCCUCAAAGGCCUGGAGCUAGAGCUCUGGGAGGGCCCAGAGACCAAGCCGUGGCUGGAGGACAGGACGGCUCCCCCCUUGGCCUUGGAGAAGCCCCCCAUCCGAGAAGGCUGCUCCCCCUGGGCUGAGGCGCGGCUCUGCCCGGUGCAGCCGGGACGGGAUGUGUCUCCGCCAGAGAGUCGCCGUGGGCUCCGGGAAGAGCAGAGCUGUGCAGGCGUCCUUCCCAGCGCAGCUCUCGGCCUCUCGGCAGGCAGGGCGGGCGCACGCCUGGCUGAGGGUGCAGGCUGUGGGCGUGACCCCUUGGCGUCGGAAACGGCAGCCGAGCCGCGGCGGGACGGCAGCAUCGUGCUGAGCGAGGGCGCGAGGGAGCUGGUGAUCGGCCAGGAAGGGGCACGGGACAUCCCCCAUGCAGUGGGGAGCGGGCUGGCCCCGUGCGUCCCCCCUGAGCCAGAGCCAGAGCCCCCCUCAGCAGACCCACGGGGAGAGGAGCUAGCGCCGGAAGGUCCUGGCGGGACAGAGGAGGAGGCAGUUAUGGGACGGCCCUGGGGUACCGAGCUGGGGAGGCGGCUGGGGACCGGGAGCUCUGUUGGCUCGGCUGGCCCGGGCCGUGAAAGCAGCAGGCCCGUCUCCCCGGAUCCAGCCAGCCAGGCCCAGCAAGUCGGGGGCCUGGGGCCCGCGGGUGCCAGCGCUCCCACUAAGACGUCCGUGGAGGACGCCUACGGGAGGCUCAGCAAGGCGUGCGGCCUGUCCCUCCUGGAGGAGCUGAGACGGACGUUCCUGGACGCCGAGGGCGGCUGCUUCUCGCUCCUGGAUUCGGGCCUGGUCCUGGGCCGAGUGGAGGAGCACGCGGCGCUGGGGCUGGCCAUCCUGCCCAUGCGGGACGGGCGGAAGCUGGCCACGACCCUGCCCCACUGCAGCCUCUUCCUGUACUACGCGCUGGGCCGGCAGUUCUACGUCACGGAGAAGCUGGCGGAUCGCUGGUUCCGCACGCGGGACCGGGUCACCGGGGAGACCAUGCUGAUGAAAAAGGUGCCCGUGGUCUCCGACUGGAGGAAGAUGUUACACAAUUUCCUGUUCCUGCCCCCGCACCCCACGGUGCUGGUGCCCUACGCCGUCCUGUACGACCGCAGCGGCUCCAUCCUCUACCUCAUGGAGGACAGGGACGUGCGCGCGGUGGGGCGGCCGCCCGAGGGGCCCGGCCUGGAGGGAGCUCGAGCCCUGCGGGAGGUGCUGAGCUUCCUGAGCUUCUGCAAACGCCACCACUUCCACCCCGGGGACGUCGGCGCCGCCUCGAUCUACACGGCCCAGGGCGUCUGCUUUGACCCCAGCAGCCUGUCCAGCAGCGAGGACCCCUACACCUUCCGGAAGAGCAUGAAAACCUGCCUGCGCCCGCUGCUGGCCCAGCACCCGGGGCUGGCGGACCUGGACUCCCUGGUGGACAGCAUGUGCCUGUACCUGGAGGAAGAGGAGAACCCGGAGCCCGGCCACACGCCCAGCAGCGGCCCCAAGUGAGCGGAGCCCAGGCCCCAUGGCUGCCCCCCACCGGAGGGAGACGGGCUGCAGAGAUGGGCGCCUCCCUGGGGUGCCUGGAGGCAGAGCGCUGGGAUCCAGCCGUGGACGCUGCUGGCAGGGGCGUCACGGGGUGGGUGGGUGCCCAGGUGUGGGGUGCGCAGGGGGUACUUGCAGCCGGCGGGUUCUGCUCCCUGGAGAAACGGGCUCAUUUGCCAGCCCAGCUCGUUCUGAACAGCCGGGGGGCGGGCGCUGGGCGGGUGGGGGGGGGAUGUGGCACCGGUCGCCCUGCUCUGGGCUGGGCCGUCGAUGAAUUCAGCAAGGUGGGAGGAAUGACACUGACUGUGCUGGGCCCUUGCCUGCAGGAGCCCCACAAACCCCUCCCCCCGGCUCAUCGUCAAGCCCCCCAGCCCUGGCCAGGGACCCGCGGAACAUUCCAGCACCCGUGUUCCCAAAGAAGGCAGGCCUGGGACCCGAGAGCGCCUGGCUCCACCUUUGGCCUUCACCUCCUCUCGUCACCGCCUAGUGCCUCAGUUUCCCCAUCCCCGCCCUGGGGGGAUGCUGCUUUCCCCACUGCCAAGUGCCUUCAUGAGGCACAGCCCCGCAGGUGGUCCCCGGUAAUUAGCAUGAGGUAACGAGGCUCAGUGUAGGAUCAGGGGAAACGGACGGGCUCGCAGGCCGGCCGACUGGCUGGCCGGGGACUUAGGGCAGUGGGCAGGUGCUUCAAAGACUCACUUAUAUAACUAUGCAACGCAACCUUUGUAAUAAGUGUAUCCUUCCGCAGC